This is a messenger RNA of Oppia nitens, 5725 nucleotides long. It is a transcript of the gene garz, whose product is annotated as Golgi-specific brefeldin A-resistance guanine nucleotide exchange factor 1-like. Lineage: Eukaryota; Metazoa; Arthropoda; Arachnida; Sarcoptiformes; Oppiidae. Bases 260 to 5725 code for a protein of 1821 amino acids. Gene Ontology annotation, biological process: regulation of ARF protein signal transduction. The transcript is spliced from 9 exons. The record is from RefSeq and is a predicted model, not a curated record. Gene Ontology annotation, molecular function: guanyl-nucleotide exchange factor activity.
AUGCGCCAAACAUUCAACACAUUUCACUAUUUGUUUAUUGAGUUACAGAGUUAUAGUGAAUCACUUUAAGGGAUCAAUUGAAAGACAACUGACAACUGUUUACAACAAAUCCUUACUUUGAUUACUAAAUACUCGCCAAUUAUUAUGACGACAACUCAUUGACCAAAAUAGUCAUUCAGUCAAUGAUUUGAUUGAUUUAAUGACAAACAUAUUGUAUUGAGUUUUUUCAAUUGAACGCCAACUCAUCACAAGAGCAACGAUGGAUACCAUGGAUGACGAUUCCGUACGUCUGGUAGUGUUAGGUGAGGCCUCAAUCCUGUCAACUGCUAUAAUGAGAGGCACUCAAAGAGGUGGCACAUCACUCAACAGAUCCACAAAUACGUCUCAAUCGAGACUAUCAGCACUAGUGGCCGAAUAUGAAGACGAAGAUGAUGUGGAAGAUAUAAUCACAGAUCCACUGCUUAAAAGUUUGAUUCGUUUGAAAACAAAACUAAGAAAAGAUAAAUUAGUUGUAACCGAUCCCAACUAUUUGAGACCAUUUUGUGAAGUAAUUAAAAACAAAGACGUGAGCGGACCCAUCACUGGUUUAGCUCUUCAGUCAAUCCUUAAGUUUAUUAACUAUGGACUUAUCACUAAUGAUAACGCUAUUCAAAUGAUUAGCGAUUCCGUAACGAAGGCUCGUUUCAUAGGCACUGAUACGAGUAGUGAUGAAGUGGUACUCAUGAGGAUAUUGAAUGUUCUCAAGGAGUUAAUUGUUAGACGAUAUGAGAGUCUGACAAAUGGUGCGGUUUGUGAGAUAAUGCAGAGCUGUUUUCGCAUUGCUUUUGAACCACGACUUAGUGAACUGUUGAGGAAAAGUGCGGAACAAUCGUUAGUCGAUAUGGUUCACGUACUCUUCAGAAGAAUACCUGAAUUUAAUCACGAAUUUGUCGAUGAGUUAUGUUUUCUGAAAAUGAASUCUAAAAUGAGUUCAUCGCUAAAUAAGAAGAUAAAACAUAACUCGAAGACUGAUUUUACUAACAAACAGAGUAUUAAAUUUAAUAAAGAUAUUUAUGCUUAUAAUGAUAAACGCCGACAUUAUUAUGGAUUGGCGUGUAUUCAUGAAUUGCUAUCAUAUUUAACAUCUUUGAUAAACCCGUUACCCGAAGGACAGAACACUGAAGCCAUGAUAAACGUUGGACUCACUCUACUGACUGUUGCCUUUGAAACAUCAGUUCACGGCAUCGGUAGUAAACAUAGCUUACUAUCAACUGUUAAAACAGAUCUUUGUUGGAAUUUAAUGCAGCUUCUUCAAAGUGAUAGACCUUUGAGCUCAUUUGCCGCAUCCCUUCGCUUAGCAUUUCUUAUAUUCACAAAUUUACGAAUGCAUUUGAAAUACCAGUUUGAAGCGCUUCUCAUACGGCUUAUGGGUAUAAUAACGACGGGAAACGCACCGUUUGAGUUCCGAGAGAUUGCCUGCGAGUAUUUGGUGGCUUUCUUCCGACACAUACCUCAUUUGCCACAUGAGGUCUACUUUAAUUACGAUUGUGAUCCAUACGCCUCUAAUUUAUUAGAAGAUUUGUUACAGAUUUUUUCCAAGAAUUGUUUUACCACUUUAGUUAAUACACAGCAAACGUCUAUGACUUCUGUUACUAACUUUCAGUUUAGUUUAAUGCAAAUGUUGUCUUUAGACUCAUUGUUGGCCAUUCUUAAGAGUCUACAAAAGGCUGAAUUAUGUCGCGACGAUACUUUAGUUGUGUGUCCGGCCGCCACUUAUGUCAAUAUUGUUCACAAUAAAAGUACUAAUGAUGUCAUUGAUGUAUUAAAAGAUGAUAAUAAUAUGAUUAGCAAUACAUUUAACCAACCGUUACCUAACAUUGUUUGUGAAGAACAAAGACAAAUACCUAACGAGACAAAAGAAGAUCCAAAAGAAAUGUCAGAAUCUCCACAAGACAUUGAUGUCGGCUCAAUAAGAAGUGAGUCAAUUGAAACUUUUACAGAGCUUACCGUUACGACAGAGACAAACGAUAACUUUGAAACCAUUACUCAAAGCGAUUUAAAAGAGAUAACAACUGAAACAGAUUUUAGUAAAUCUCGCGAAUCAGUUAAACCGCAAACAUUUGUUUCAUACAAAUUUCCUAAACUAGAAAAAGUGCCCAAAAGUACAAUUGAAAUAAACGAACAAAAGAAUCGCAAAGAAUUACUUUCGACGGCCACUGAACUGUUCAAUACAAAGCCGGCUAAAGGUAUUCAAUGUCUGAAUGACAAUCAUCUGAACACUUGUGAUAUGGAUAUCGUCUCAUUCUUGAGAGACAAUCCAAAGCUCGAUAAGAGACAAAUUGGAGAGUAUUUGUCUAACAAAAAGAAUUUAGAAAUUUUGAGGACAUUUGUCGAGAGUUUUGCUUUUAAAGACACGCGACUGGAUUUCGCUCUCAGAAUAUUCCUCGAAUCAUUCCGAUUGCCCGGAGAGGCACCCCUUAUAUCAAUGAUUUUGGAGCACUUCGCACAUCACUGGCACGAAUCAAAUGACUGUCCGUUUGUCAAUGAAGACGCCGCUUUCAGUUUGGCCUACGCUAUAAUUAUGCUGAAUGUGGACCAACACAACACUAAUGUCAAACGACAGACCAAUCCGAUGACAUACGAAGAGUUCAAAUCAAAUUUAAGACAAGUUAAUGGUGGCACCGAUUUUGAUCCCGAAAUGCUUAGAGAGAUUUAUAUGGCUAUCAAAACUAAUGAGAUAAUAAUGCCGGCGGAACAGCACGGGUUAGUUCGGGACCGGUAUUUAUGGAAAUAUUUAUUACGAAACAGUGAAACAGAAAAUGGCGUUUAUUGGUAUACCAAUGAAGAGUGCAAUAAAUCCGGUGUUGCUUUAAAUGAACAAAACAAUAGUCAAGAAUAUAGUCUUAAACUGUUGACUUUAAAUGGACCCAUAUUUGCAGUGCUUUGGGGCCCAACUGUGGCCGCAAUGACUUUCAUUUUUGAUAAAAUAAAUCCCGAACAACAAUCUGGUCUAACACGUCGUCUAUUAAAUAAUGGUUUUAAUAGUUGUGCCCUUUUAUGUGCCACUUAUGGACAUCUCGACAAUCUUGUGGUUAGUUUAUCCAAAUUCAUUUUAAAUACAUCUUAUAUAUCAUCACCGAUAAUGUCGAAUAAAAGUCAAUUAGCGGCUCAAUGUUUGUUUGGUAUAACUCGUGAAUACGCCAAUGAAAUGAGAGAGUCGUGGAAUAAUAUUAUUGAACUGAUCCUCAAUUGGUAUAACUCUAAACUAUUGGACGGUGCCUUUGAAAUUGAAGAUUUUGCGUUAGACUUCAAGAAAAUAACAUUUUGUCGCAAAGAUAAUCAAAAACAAAAGAUAGAAUCAGAUUCUUCGUCAACAUUUCUUUCGAGUUUUUAUUCCUAUUUUGCUGGAAAUCAACAGCAAAAUGAUUCAAAUGAUAUUUCUCUGACUACUAAUCAAAAUAUUAAUCAAUCGAUGAGUGAAGAGAUCCAAUCAAACGCAUCUUCUGGAUCUCAAACACGUUCUGUUAUUGUCAACAAUUAUUGUCAGCCAUUAAUCCUUAUUAUAGAAGAAUCUAAAUUUCUUCACAUCGAUUCUUUGUUAGCACUUCUCAAAUCUUUAAUCAAUUGUCAGUUAAGUAGCGAUGAUUUGGACGAUGACAUUGAAGUUUUUAAAUUAGAAAUAAUCUUAAAAAUCAUUUUAAUGAAUAGGGAUAGAGUGUCUGUAUUUUGGGGACAAAUAUCUAGAUAUUUAUUACGAUUAAUAAUUUUGUGUCCAAAAAGCGAAUAUUUAACUGAAAGAGUAUUGUCUACAAUCUUCCGUUUGGCCAUUAGAUUCACUCCAAGACCCGACUCAUUAAGCGAACAAAUCUUUUUAUUAUUAUGUCAUUUAUUGCUUACAUUUGAACCAAAUAUAAUUCAACGUAAAACAACAGCACUAGCAUUGCAUUCAUUUAUAUCUCAAUGCAAUUGUUAUAUCACUCGCACUGAGGAUUGGUCCGUAAUAUUCAAUUUUUUACUCUCUGUCGGAAUUGGUUAUCAAAGACGUUUGCCGAAGAAUAACAGUGAAAACGUUAACAUUCAAAGUGAUGGCGAAGAUAGUGGUGUUGACAACAACACACACAACAUUUCACGGGGCUAUACAUCUGACUCAGAGCUCGAUGUUAUUAAAACAAUUGAACCCAAUCUUAAUAAUACAUUCAGAUUUUUUGCGGACACAAAUAGUAAUAAAGAUUUAGCACAGAAUUUGUUACCAAAUUAUAGAAUCCUUGAUUUGGAAGCCUUCGAAAAGAGUACAGAAAUAUUGACUCUAAUUAUAAGAGAGGUUUUACCAAAUAAUGUCAAAAAUAUUCAGCCAAUUGUUAGUGAAUCUAAUGUUUAUACUGUCGCACAAUUAGCAGUCGAUGCGCUGCAGAAGUUUGUUGAGGCGUCCAUUAAGAUACAGAUAAGUCCCGGAAAAACUGGUCAAUUAAGAAGAUCUGCGACACAAAAAUUUGGCGGAGAUUUACGCAAAACUCGUACCAAAUCUCGAGCCGACGCUUCAAAUAAGUCUAGACUUUCACGGAUUGCAAACGCUAUCCUUUCGUCGAGUGAGUCCGAAGAUGAUGACGAAGUGCUGCCCAUCAGUGUUGCCCAUCAAAGUCAACCCAAGUUUUCAUCAGUUACUGAGACAUGUGCUCUCAAACUGUUAGAUUUAAUGCAUUAUUUUCAUUUAAACGCUGCCCUAACCGUUGAGAAUACGAGUUCAGAAUUUUUGUGGUCAACUCUUUGGUGUCCUUUACUUCAAGGAAUUGCAUUAUUUUGUUGUGAUUCUCGACGACCGGUGCGCACGUGUGCCCUAACUUUCCUUCAAAGAGCACUUCUGUUACACGAUCUUAAAGUAUUAUCAGCCUCUCAAUGGGAAAGUUGUUUUAAUAAGGUGUUGUUUCCAUUGCUAUCAAAAUUGUUGGAUCCAAUCAAUAUGUGUGACCCGAUAGGUAUGGAUGAAACUCGUAUGCGAGCAACAAAUCUUCUCUGUAAAGUGUUUUUACAACAUUUGACGCCAUUAUUAACUCUAUCGACAUUUACUGCUCUUUGGCUAACAAUUCUUGACUUUAUGGAUAAGUAUAUGAAGGCUGAUAUGCAAACAGAUCUUGUCAAAGAAGCGAUUCCAGAAUCCCUUAAGAAUAUUCUGUUGGUGAUGGAGACGGCCGGCUGUUUUAACGACACAUUGGCAGCAAUUACUUGGGACAGAAUCGCCAUAUUUUUACCGAACUUACAUCAAGAUAUAGUUCCGCCACAAAUCAAUGCUAACGUAGACAACAAUAAUCAAACAACAAAUGAAGAAAUGUCUCAAACUAAAGAAUCACAAAUUGAAGCAACUGUUGCAUCCAAUUAUGAUAACCCAAUAAAAAACACUCAAAUUAGUCCAACUCGUGUUCCGGAAGUUCAACAACAUUUGGAUACCGUUCCGCCGAAUCCUUAUAUUGUUCCAAAUUCGACAUUUAUUAAUAUGGAGGACAUAUCCAAAACACAAUAUAAUUCAAUGUCUGAUCAAAUCAACGCAUUGCACAUAAACACAGUCACACCAAUAUCUCCUCCAACUCAGAUACCUUACCAUUCAAUGACAUCGUUUCCGGGAACGAUUGAACCAUUUAUACCAAUGACUGUCACAUCAAAUGUUCAGCAAAGAGACCAAAAUUAUCCGUCAAAUGUUCAGAUGUCAGCCUAUCCCUGGCCGGCACCCAGUGAUCAACAAACUAACUAUUAA